CAAAUGAUGGUCUCUUUGAUACAAAGACUGACAUCGAGUCCAUAAUUGUGUGAAAUUAUCAUUGAAUGAGACAUUGAUUACAAUCACUUGCAUCUGGUUUUAGUGCCAUAAAAAUGAUGUCACGAUCCGUGAGGGCAGAGACCAGAAGUCGCGCGAAGGAUGACAUCAAACGUGUGAUGCAAGCCAUCGACAAAGUGAGGAAAUGGGAGAAGAAGUGGGUGACAAUCGGCGACACGACGAUGAAGAUAUACAAAUGGGUUCCCAUUACUAACUAUGAAAGUGUAUGUCAUGCGACGUCUCGAUCCAAAAGCAAAUCCAGCAGUUCUUCGAGUAAUGCCAACAAUAAUAAGGAGAAUAUCCGCGACUCGAAGUCGACUUCUUCGCGCACCUCAUCGCUGACGCCAUCGAUGUUGGCCGCGGCCAACGAGGACUCGAUCACUGGAUUCUCUGAAUGCAGUCAAGAGGACAACAACAUGUCAUCGAUGUCUCAGUUGGGGGUCUCCAUAGCUGACGAGACAUCCAAUAUGAGCGCCAGUCUCCUGGACAACAGCACUGACGCCCAGUUCCCCGACAACUGCGACAAUAAUGACAACAAUGAGUCCAAUGGUGACCUCAAGAGAGAGUCCGUCCAAAGCGACAACUCGCCGAAGAAGCAGAAGACUUGA
This is a messenger RNA of Oppiella nova, 665 nucleotides long. NCBI's taxonomy places the organism in Eukaryota, Metazoa, Arthropoda, Arachnida, Sarcoptiformes, Oppiidae. The record is from the annotation of a GenBank genome assembly.